Podarcis raffonei (Aeolian wall lizard) is the source of this 3544-nucleotide messenger RNA. It is a transcript of the gene SENP7, whose product is annotated as SUMO specific peptidase 7. The transcript has 24 exons. Gene Ontology annotation, molecular function: SUMO-specific endopeptidase activity. NCBI's taxonomy places the organism in Eukaryota, Metazoa, Chordata, Lepidosauria, Squamata, Lacertidae. Gene Ontology annotation, biological process: protein desumoylation. Gene Ontology annotation, cellular component: cytoplasm; nucleus. The coding region runs from base 67 to 3420 and encodes 1117 amino acids. The record is from RefSeq and is a predicted model, not a curated record.
GGCCUCCUCAGCCAGCCCCGGAGAGGCAAAGUGGGGCGGAGAGAGGCCCGAAAGCCGAGGAAACUGAUGCGCCAUGCCCGGCACGUGGCCGCCUGGCUCGGCUUCCCCACCGAAGAGAAAGCGGCGGGGCGGCGCCUGUGCCGGAAGUGCGCAGGGCAGACCAAGCGGCUCCCGGCGCCACUCCGGAUCAACAAAGCCGAGCGCGCUCGGAGGGGUGCCGUGGCGUUUCCGUGGCCAGCAGCAGCUAUGGAGGGACAUGGAAAAAAAUCAUCACCAAGUCAGCCUAAAUAUCGAAUACCAAAGAAGAAAUCCUCACAGUCAGAUGAUGUCCAUGUUCAGUCCCCACUGUCUAGACUUUCCCACCCAUGGGAUCGCACAUUGCAAGAGUGGACAUCAAGGUCUAAAAAUAACAAUUUUAACGCAAAGUGGGGAAGAAAAAGACCUUUUGAGAAACGUUACAUCAAUGAUGAAGGACCAGCAUUUGGGCAACCCAAAGUUAUCUUGACGAAUGUCCUGAAGACGGAAAUAGGAAGAAAAUACAUAAAGACACAGCUUAUAACUGAUAUAACUCAUGGUGUCCAGUUGCAGUCAGAUCAACAAACCUCACCAUCUGUUGACAGUGUAGAGAUACGGGAAAUAUUAAGUCUUCUUCAGCAAAACCUUUUUAUAUCUAGAAGGCAACCCAAAGUUACCUUGACAGAUGUUCUGAGGACGAAAACAGGAAGAAAAUACAUUCAAAGGCACCUUUUAACUGAUCCUAGUCUAUCUGAUGCUAACAAGUUGCAAUCAGAUGAACAGACCUCCUCAACCAUUGCCAGCCUAGAGUCAUGUCAAAAAAUAAGCUCUCAAGAAAGCCGUAUUUUACCUAAAAGGCAUGGGACAUCUCAACGAAGGCCGAAUGACCAGAAACCAUAUAAAGAAGCAGAAACUCAUAGCACUUUUUUGCCUUUAAAAAGAUGUGACGUGCUUCUAGAAGACUGUAACAUAAAGAAUAAAGAAAGAGAUUGGCCAGAGAAAACAAGAAAAGAUUCCAAGAAUCUCUAUCCGAGAUUGAGGGAAGCAACCUUUCAAAUCAAUGAGAGCAGAAAAAGAAGGAGUGAUGUUUUCUCAAAUCAAUGGAACAUAUAUUCCUCACCGAAAUCACCACUACCAAGUAAAGAACAGAGAACAGAACCAAUUCAGUCACCUGGCUGCAGGAGCUCAGGUGAGAAUUGCCAGAGUCAUACGCACAGCCCUCAGCAGGAAAAUAUUCCCCAACCAUUGGAAACGGACUGUAGUGAAGCAUUUGCCAGCACUAAUGAGAACACUGCUGCUCACUGUCCAGGGGAAAAAUGGUCCUACUCUUCUCCCAAGAGAAAGCAGCCUUCCUUCACCAGCAAGGAUGAGCAGGUUUCCCCACUCCUCAGCUCUCCUCAGAAGAAGAAAGCGAAUACAACUCUACCUCCCAAAGAGCCACUGAAUAGAUCUGAAAGGAAUAAAAAGUCGGCUGAUUCAGCUGAACCAAUUGUGCUUUCUAGCGAUGAAGAAGAGGGACAUGCAGAGACAGAAGAUCCAGAGAGAGACCUGCAGACUGGGAAAAGCCUCAAACCUGAGAAGAAGGAAAUGGAACAAGAAGCUGUGUUACCUUUGUCAGAAGGGCAGCUAUCACAGGUUGCAGCUGAAGGUGAAACAGAACAGGUUUCAGCUGAACCACUUAAACCGUGCUCCUCUGCAGAUCAUAGCACCUUUGGCGAUCAGAUGGGUCUUGCAUUAGAUAUAAAUUUUGAAAUAAUUUAUAUUGGAAAAUAUAAAGGAAAAGCAACAGGUUGUGCCAGAUUUACCGUCAGCUACAUUCAGAUCCCAUUUGAAGUGGCUCAUAAGAAGAUUGAACUGUCAGUGGAUUCUGAGCACUUAAGAAAGUUUGGGCUGUGGAUAAAUAAAGAUUCUUCAACUUCAAGGAACUGCAAUACCUUUUUUCUUUGGCUGUCAUCAGAUUAUGUGGAGCAGAUUGAAAAACAAAUUGGAACGCUUAUAUUAAACAAGCAAGCUAAGAGUGUUGAGUUUAUUUUUAUUAAGCUGCCUCAGCUGCUCACAGAAGAUGAUCAGGUCAUUCUGAAAAAAAUAAUUGUGGAAGUGAGCAAGAAGAAUGCCUCUCCAGACCUCUGUGACUACUUACUGUGGGAGGACGCUGUUGAGUUUCUUAAAGAAAUCCCACGUGAGGAAAAUGCCUUCCUUGAUCAGUGCUAUGAAGCAUCCCAGCAGCACUUACAGAAGGACAGCACUUCAGUUCUGAUGGAACCACCCCCUCGGGAAUCAAAACCAAGCCUCAACAAGCCCAGUUACAUGCUACUGCAGAAGCCAAAUAAUGGUCAUUAUUCCUUUUCCAUCACUUCCGUGCAGAAGAACGAGUGGAAAGAGUUGCGAGCGACUGGACCCGUUCAGAACUUGAUUGUUUACCCUCCCCCACCUGCCAAAGGGGGACUGGGUGUCACAAGAGAAGAUUUGGAGUGUUUAGAGUAUGGAGAAUUCCUCAAUGAUGUGAUCAUUGACUUUUACCUUAAGUAUUUGUUGUUGGAAAAAGCCCCCAAAGAACUUGCUGAGCGGUCCCAUAUAUUUAGCAGCUUCUUCUAUAAGUGCCUGACCAGGACAGAGGCAAGCACUGAAGAAAACCCAAAUCUUUCGAUAGCACAAAGAAGACACGGAAGAGUAAAAAGAUGGACUCGACAUGUAAACAUUUUUAGUAAAGACUACAUUUUUGUGCCUGUGAAUGAAGAGUCUCAUUGGUACAUUGCAGUUAUUUGCUUCCCUUGGCUGGAAAAAGUUGUAUAUGAGGAUUGCCCAGAUCAAGGUUCACCGCAGUCAUGCGCCCAGCAAUCUCCACGUCAGCCAGAAAUUAAACAUGGCACUAUUAGAACAGAAUCAGUUUUGGUCUUUAAUGAUACCAGGAGUGAUAAAGAGCAGCAAGACUUAAAUAGCAACCUACAGUCCAAAGAUAAUGUUCCGCAAGCAACUGUGUCCCCAGGAUUGGAUCACAAAGCUCUCAAAAGCUCCUCAAGCACUUCUAAAAUGAAGAAAAUUUGCAAAAGGCCAUGUAUCCUCAUCUUAGAUUCCCUAAAGGCAAGUUCUGUGCAGAAUACAGUUCAGGUCUUGAGAGAAUAUCUAGAAGCAGAGUGUGAAGCAAAACGCACAUUUCGGGUGUUUGACAAAUCAACAAUGGUGGAUUUCUGUCCGAGAGUUCCCAAGCAGCAUAACAAUAGCGACUGUGGAGUAUAUUUACUCCAAUACGUGGAAACUUUUUUCCAGAAUCCUAUUGUUAACUUUGAACUUCCAAUGCACCUGGAGCGGUGGUUCCCUCGCCAGAUGGUGAGAAGCAAGCGGGAAGAAAUUAGAGACUUAGUCUUGCAGCUUCACUUGCAGCAGCAGAGUGGCACCAAAAGCUAGCCUGAAUUUCCUUCCGAUUUUGCAAAAGAACUUUGUCCCAGACGUACUGGAAAUCCGAUCGGCAGCGUUUGUGCCUCCAUUCUUGCAGAGAAGAAAAACUGCAGAUAAAAUUGUGUGCAUUUUA